AUGCAUAAUAAAAAUAUUAAUUUUUGUUUACAAUACGUAGGUACUUCGAAGCGCGGGUUUUAUGUUAAAAAUUUAUUAUUUAUAAUGCGUUUACAUUUCGGCGGCACCGCCAAAAAUCUCUUGCUUUUCUGUUUUCUCACCCAAAGCGAAAUCCUAUGCGGAAAAACCAGUCGCUCCAUCGACGAUUCCACCGGCUCGUCCAUCAUGAGCAUACCCAAAAAAGAACCAGCCACCACCAUUACAACUUAUUUAUACGAAAAUUCCACAGUCGAUGCAACGCCCGAAACGUUCACCAACAAAAGUACCGCCACAGUACCAUCUAGUACUCCUAUAGUUGCUCCACCUGCGGGCGCAAUCAACACAGCGAAACCUGUACUAGACGAAUGUCCAGACUUGAGCAACAUCUCCAAUCUGGAUAAAUCCACCCAGGAGGAAUUCACUCAAAUACUAACCGACAGCUGUCGCUACGAUAGAUACAUCAAACCGCCCGAUAAGCGGGUGGUGGUGAAUUUCCGAUUCGACAUGACCCACGUUGAAUCCGCCGAUCACUUGCAAAUGAAAGCCCACAUUCUGGUCCAAAUGCGCUACAGAGACGAAAGGCUAUCGUACAAAGCCGUGUCCCCAGCGAGGGAGAUCAUCAUGGGCGAGGAGGCGUUGAGGAACAGGAUCUGGGUGCCCCAUUUGAUCCUCUCCAACGAGAAGGAGUCCACGCUGAUGGGGCUCAGCGCCAAGGACGUCUUCGUUCGGAUAUUCCCCGACGGCGAGGUGGUCUACGCCUACCGGAUGAGCACGCUCUUCUUCUGCUGGAUGAACCUGAAGAAGUUCCCCUUCGACUAUCAAGUGUGCGAUCUCACAUGGGUCAGUUGGGCGUAUAACGCGACCGAUAUGCUGUUGAAAUGGGAGGAGGACACGCCAUUCGUGAUAGCGAACAACCUCCAUUUAACUGAAUUCGUUUUAGAAGAUAAAUGGACCGAAGAAGGUCUGUCGGGGAACUACAGCGGCAUCACGUUCAAGCUGAAGCUGCGCCGCGAGGUCGGCUACUACAUCAUGGACUACUUCCUGCCGUCGAUCCUGCUGGUGUGCACCUCUUGGGUGACGUUCUGGCUGCAGGCGGACGCGGCGCCGCCGCGCGUCACGCUCGGCGCCUCGACGAUGCUGUCGUUCAUCACGCUGCAGGGCGGCCUGAGCAAGAACCUGCCCAAGGUGUCCUACAUCAAGGCGAGCGAGAUCUGGUUCUUGGCGUGCGCCAGCUUCAUAUUCUUCUCGCUGGCCGAGUUCGCGUUCGUCAACGUCAUAUGGAGGAGGAAGAAGAAGGUGGAGAUGAAGAAGAACAGCAGCGUGCAUAUUCUGAAAGGGGCUCUGACGCCGAGCUUGGCUAGGAGGCAAGUGAGGAAGGCUAGCUCGAUGAACAGCCUGCACAAGGCCAGGUCUUGUUCGAGUUUGGAUAAGGAGAUCGCCGAAAGGAAUACGCAAGCUAAUUAUUUGACUGUACAUAGUUUUCCAAGCUCGUUGAUUGUUCCGACGAUAACUCAUAGUGAUGACGAUCUCACGCAGGAUAAUGAAAGAGUGACUACUAUUCCGAUACCGGAGGCGUCUAAUAAUUCAAAUAAUAAUCCUUUGCCGCACGCGUUUACUACGAUGACUCCCCAGGAGGUUGCCAUAUGGAUAGAUAACAAAUCCAGGAUCGUCUUUCCGCUCGCAUUUGUCGUUUUUAACAUAUUUUAUUGGUCUUUUGUAUACGCGCUAUAA
Molecule: messenger RNA, 1749 nt
Organism: Phyllotreta striolata
Lineage: Eukaryota; Metazoa; Arthropoda; Insecta; Coleoptera; Chrysomelidae
Source: the annotation of a GenBank genome assembly